This is a messenger RNA of Aphidius gifuensis, 4040 nucleotides long. RefSeq names its product exportin-1 (gene emb). Lineage: Eukaryota; Metazoa; Arthropoda; Insecta; Hymenoptera; Braconidae. The record is from RefSeq and is a predicted model, not a curated record. Gene Ontology annotation, molecular function: small GTPase binding; nuclear export signal receptor activity. Bases 398 to 3589 code for a protein of 1063 amino acids. The transcript is spliced from 4 exons. Gene Ontology annotation, biological process: protein export from nucleus; ribosomal small subunit export from nucleus; ribosomal large subunit export from nucleus. Gene Ontology annotation, cellular component: nucleus; cytoplasm.
AUUCAAUUGUUGAUUGGUCAAUAACAAUAAUUUUUUGACCAAUAAAAAUUAAUGUUUCUUGAUUGUUUAAAACAUGUGCAGUCAAUCGGCGCAUUGAAUAAGUUAAAAACCAUAUCGGCCAUUUUGUUAUUAUUUUCGAAAAUCAUUAGAGGUUAGAAUUUUUUUAGCGGGCCAAGCGAUACGUACCCUGGUGCGUUGUCUUGUAAAAGUUAAUGAUUAUCACCACGUUUUUGUUUAAAACAAUAAAAACAUUGAUUAAAUAAUCAUAAACAAUAUUUGUGUCCAGAUAAAAAGAUAAUUAAAUAAACAACUGUGAGAUUGGAGAGUCAAUAAUUGCAGUUGUCUCAAUUGUCAGUUGUAUUGGAUUGAUAAAUUAAAGAUAUAAAAAAAAAAAAUAAUGGCUACUCUAGCAGAGCAAGCUGCAAGGCUUUUGGAUUUUAAUCAAAAAUUGGAUAUAACACUUUUGGAUAACAUUGUAAUAUGCAUGUACACUGGAAUUGGUGAUCAGCAAAGAGUGGCACAAGAAGUUUUAACUAAUCUCAAGGAACAUCCAGAUGCUUGGACAAGAGUUGAUACAAUAUUGGAGUAUUCUCAAAAUCAACAAACAAAGUACUAUGCACUUCAAAUAUUGGAACAAGUUAUUAAAACAAAAUGGAAAGUAUUGCCUCGAAAUCAAUGUGAAGGAAUAAAAAAAUAUAUUGUUGGUCUUAUUAUUAAAACAAGUAGUACACCAGAAACAAUGGAAAGUCAAAAGGUUUAUUUAAAUAAAUUAAAUAUGAUACUUGUACAAGUAUUAAAAAGAGAAUGGCCAAAAAAUUGGGAAACAUUUAUAAGUGAUAUUGUUGGUGCAAGUAAAACAAAUGAAAGUCUUUGUCAAAAUAAUAUGGCAAUAUUAAAAUUAUUAUCAGAAGAAGUAUUUGAUUUUUCAACUGGUCAAAUGACACAAACAAAAGCUAAACAUUUAAAGGAUACAAUGUGUAGUGAAUUUUCACAAAUAUUUCAAUUGUGUCAAUUUGUUAUGGAAAAUUCACCAAAUGUACCACUUGUUGCUGUAACACUUGAGACAUUAUUGAGAUUUUUAAAUUGGAUACCACUUGGUUAUAUAUUUGAGACAAAAUUAAUAACAACAUUGAUAUUUAAAUUUUUAAAUGUACCAAUAUUUAGAAAUGUAACAUUAAAAUGUUUAACUGAAAUAGCAGCUGUAACAGUUACAAAUUAUGAUGAUAUGUUUAUAUUAUUAUUUGCAAAUACAAUGCAACAGUUGGAAAAUAUGUUGCCAUUAGAUACAAAUAUACGUGAUGCAUAUGCAUAUGGACAAGAUGAAGAACAAAAUUUUAUUCAAAAUCUUGCAAUGUUUUUGUGUACUUAUUUAAAAGAACAUGGACAAUUAGUUGAAAAAAAACAAUUAAAUGAUACAUUAUUAAAAGCAUUACAUUAUCUUGUACUUAUAUCAGAAGUUGAAGAAGUUGAAAUAUUUAAAAUAUGUCUUGAAUAUUGGAAUGGUUUAUGUGCUGAUUUAUAUAAAGAAAAUCCAUUUAUGGUAUCAUCACCAUUAUAUAUAGCUAAAAAUAAUCAAUUAAUACCACAACGUAAAGCAUUUUAUUGUCCAGUAUUGACUAAAGUACGUUAUAUAUUAAUAAGUAGAAUGGCUAAACCAGAAGAGGUACUUGUUGUUGAAAAUGAAAAUGGUGAAGUUGUACGUGAAUUUAUGAAAGAUACUGAUUCAAUUAAUUUAUAUAGAAAUAUGCGUGAAACAUUGGUUUAUUUAACACAUCUUGAUUAUAAUGAUACAGAAAAAGUUAUGACUGAAAAAUUACAAAAUCAAGUUAAUGGACGUGAAUGGUCAUGGAAAAAUUUAAAUACAUUAUGUUGGGCAAUUGGUAGUAUAUCUGGUGCAAUGCAUGAAGAAGAUGAAAAACGUUUUUUGGUAACAGUUAUUAAAGAAUUACUUGGUUUAUGUGAACAAAAAAAAGGUAAAGAUAAUAAAGCAAUAAUUGCUAGUAAUAUUAUGUAUGUUGUUGGACAAUAUCCACGUUUUUUACGUGCACAUUGGAAAUUUUUAAAAACAGUUGUCAAUAAAUUAUUUGAAUUUAUGCAUGAAACACAUGAUGGUGUACAAGAUAUGGCAUGUGAUACAUUUAUUAAAAUUGCAAUGAAAUGUCGUCGUCAUUUUGUAACAGUACAAAUGGGUGAAACAGUACCAUUUAUUGAAGAAAUAUUAUCAACAAUAAGUAGUAUUAUAUGUGAUUUACAAACUCAACAAGUACAUACAUUUUAUGAAGCUGUUGGUCAUAUGAUUAGUGCACAAAUUAAUGAUUUAGCACAAAAAGAAAGAAUUGAACGUUAUAUGGUAUUACCAAAUCGUGUAUGGGAUGAUAUUAUAUCACAAGCAUCUAAAAAUGUUGAUGUAUUAAAAGAUCAAGAAGCUGUUAAACAAUUAGCAAGUAUAUUAAAAACAAAUGUACGUGCAUGUAAAGCACUUGGACAUCCAUAUGUUAUGCAAUUAGGAAGAAUAUAUUUAGACAUGUUAAAUGUUUAUAAAGUUAUGAGUGAAAAUAUAAGUGCUGCAAUUGCUGUUAAUGGUGAAAUUGUUAUGAAACAACCAUUAAUUAAAAGUAUGAGAGUUGUUAAAAAAGAAACACUUAAAUUAAUAUCUGAUUUUGUUAGUAAAUCAACUGAUCAUCAAAUGGUACUUGAAAAUUUUAUACCACCAUUAUUAGAUGCUGUAUUAUUGGAUUAUCAAAAAACAAAUGUACCAUGUGCUAGAGAACCAGAAGUAUUAUCAACAAUGGCAACAAUUGUUAAUAAACUUGAAGGACAUAUUACAAGUGAAGUACCUAAAAUAUUUGAUGCUGUAUUUGAAUGUACACUUGAAAUGAUUAACAAAGAUUUUGAAGAAUUUCCAGAACAUAGAACUAAUUUUUUCUUAUUAUUACAAGCUGUUAAUGUACAUUGUUUUCCAGCAUUUUUAUCAAUACCACCAGCACAAUUUAAACUUGUACUUGAUUCAAUUGUAUGGGCAUUUAAACAUACUAUGAGAAAUGUUGCUGAUACUGGAUUACAAAUAUUAUAUCAAUUAUUACAAAAUAUUGCACAACAUGAACAAGCUGCACAAAGUUUUUAUCAAACAUAUUUUACUGAUAUAUUACAGCAUAUAUUUUCAGUUGUUACUGAUACAUCACAUACUGCUGGUUUAACAAUGCAUGCAACAAUAUUAGCAUACAUGUUUACACUUGUUGAACAAGAUAAAAUACUUGUUCCACUUGGAGCAUUACAAGAUAAUCGUCUUUAUGUACAAGAAUUUGUUGCUAGAUUAUUAAAAGCUGCAUUCCCACAUUUAACUGAUAAUCAAAUUAAAAUUACUGUACAGGGAUUAUUUAAUCUUGAUCAAGAUAUACCAGCAUUUAAAGAACAUUUACGAGAUUUUCUUGUUCAAAUUAGGGAAUUUACUGGCGAGGAUGAUUCUGAUCUUUAUUUGGAAGAACGUGAAUUAGCAUUAAGAACAGCUCAAGAAGAAAAAAGAAAACAACAAAUGGCUGUUCCAGGUAUUCUCAAUCCUCAUGAAAUUCCAGAAGAUAUGCAGGACUGAGUAAUCCAUGUGGAUAUGUACCUCAUUUAAUAACACAAUCACCACACAACAAUAACACAUAAAAAAACAAAAAAAAUGAAUAAACUCUCGUCGUGUCCCUUCUCAUCAUCAUCAUCAUCCUGUUAUUUUUCUUCUUUAUAUUCAUCGCCAAUAUUGCCAUCAUCGCUUGUGUCCUUGUCAUUGUUUUUUUUUUUUUUUUUUUCUCCAAAAUCAACAAUCAAUCAUUUAUCAUUAUUAUCAUUACUAUUAUCAUAGGCUUUUUUUUUUUUCAUUCAAAUUUUACAUACGUGACCGUAUUGUCUUUUGAUAUAUAAAAAAAAAUAAUAAUACUGCUGUUAAUAAAUUGUGUGUGUGUGCGUGUGUAAGUAAGUGUGUGUGUAUUUAUCUUCCUGACAUUAUUGUCUGUGAACAAUUCAUCACUAGCAUUAGCUUAAAUUGGACUAGAUAAUAA